Messenger RNA from Miniopterus natalensis, 3253 nucleotides. RefSeq names its product fibronectin leucine rich transmembrane protein 1 (gene FLRT1). NCBI's taxonomy places the organism in Eukaryota, Metazoa, Chordata, Mammalia, Chiroptera, Miniopteridae. Gene Ontology annotation, molecular function: protein binding. The record is from RefSeq and is a predicted model, not a curated record.
GCCGGGGCCCAGAACAUCCAGGGACUCCACGGGGGAGAGGCCAGCAGUGCCCGUGGCUUAGGGUGUGGAGAAUGCUGCUCUGGACCCGCAGCCACGUCUGACCUUGAGCCCAGCAGAGUCCAGUACAGGGCUUCCUCCCUGUGCUCUGGGGCGACCCCAGCACCACCCAGCACCCCAGGUUUGCGGUCUGCACCUGAGUGCCAGGGCCGCGGGCCCAGAAUGUGAGAGUGGCCCAAGCCCACCUGGACCCAAGCACAGCAUCCAGAGCAGCCAUCCCGGCCAGACCCAGCAGACUCCAGGGCUGCAGCGAAGGAGGUGUUGAGGCCCCAAGUCAGGUGAGGCUCGGUUCCCCCAGCCAUCCACCAUGGUGGUGGCACACCCCACUGCCACUGCCACCACCACGCCUGCUACCACUGUUACCGCCACUGUUGUGAUGACCACUGCCACCAUGGACCUGCGGGACUGGCUGUUCCUCUGCUAUGGGCUCAUCGCCUUCCUGACGGAGGUCAUCGACAGCACCACCUGCCCCUCAGUGUGCCGCUGUGACAACGGCUUCAUCUACUGCAACGACAGGGGGCUCACCUCCAUCCCCGCCGACAUCCCUGACGAUGCCACCACCCUCUACCUGCAGAACAACCAGAUCAACAACGCUGGCAUCCCCCAGGACCUCAAGACCAAGGUCAACGUGCAGGUCAUCUACCUGUAUGAGAACGACCUGGACGAGUUCCCCGUCAACCUGCCCCGCUCCCUGCGGGAGCUGCACCUGCAAGACAACAAUGUGCGCGCCAUCGCCAGGGACUCGCUGGCCCGCAUCCCGCUGCUGGAGAAGCUGCAUCUGGACGACAACUCCGUGUCCACCGUGAGCAUUGAGGAGGACGCCUUUGCCGACAGCAAGCAGCUCAAGCUGCUCUUCCUGAGCCGGAACCACCUGAGCAGCAUUCCCUCAGGGCUGCCCCGCACCCUGGAGGAGCUGCGGCUAGAUGACAACCGCAUCUCUACCAUCCCGCUGCACGCCUUCAAGGGCCUCAACAGCCUACGGCGCCUGGUGCUCGACGGCAACCUGCUGGCCAACCAGCGCAUCGCCGACGACACCUUCAGUCGCCUGCAGAACCUCACCGAGCUCUCGCUGGUGCGCAACUCGCUGGCGGCCCCGCCCCUCAACCUGCCCAGCGCCCACCUGCAGAAGCUCUACCUGCAGGACAAUGCCAUCAGCCACAUCCCAUACAACACGCUGGCCAAGAUGCGCGAGCUGGAGCGCUUGGACCUGUCCAACAACAACCUCACCACACUGCCCCGCGGCCUGUUCGAUGACCUGGAGAACCUGGCCCAGCUGCUGCUCCGGAACAACCCCUGGUUCUGCGGCUGUAACCUCAUGUGGCUGCGGGACUGGGUGAAGGCGCGGGCAGCUGUGGUCAAUGUACGAGGCCUCAUGUGCCAGGGCCCCGAGAAGGUCCGGGGCAUGGCUAUCAAAGACAUCACCAGCGAGAUGGACGAGUGCUUUGAGACAGGGUCACAAGGUGGUGCGGCCAACACUGCAGCCAAGACCACAGCCAGCAACCACGCCUCUGCCACCACACCCCAGGGCUCCCUCUUCACCCUCAAGGCCAAGAGGCCGGGGCUGCGCCUCCCCGACUCCAACCUUGACUACCCCAUGGCCACCGGCGAUGGCACCAAGACCCUAGUCAUCCACGUGAAGCCCCUGACAGCGGACUCCAUCCGUAUCACGUGGAAGGCCACACUCCCCGCCUCCUCCUUCCGGCUCAGCUGGCUGCGCCUGGGCCACAGCCCAGCCGUGGGCUCCAUCACGGAGACCCUGGUGCAGGGGGACAAGACAGAGUACCUGCUGACAGCCCUGGAGCCCAAGUCCACCUAUAUCAUCUGCAUGGUCACCAUGGAGACGGGCAACACCUAUGUGGCCGAUGAGACCCCCGUGUGUGCCAAGGCGGAGACAGCCGACAGCUACGGCCCCACCACCACGCUCAACCAGGAGCAGAACGCCAACCCCAUGGCCAGCCUGCCCCUGGCAGGCAUCAUUGGGGGCGCCGUGGCCCUUGUCUUUCUCUUCCUGGUCCUGGGGGCCAUCUGCUGGUACGUGAACCGGGCCGGUGAGCUACUGACCCGGGAGCGGGCCUACAACCGGGGCAAACAGAAAAAGGACAGCUAUAUGGAGUCGGGGACCAAGAAGGAUAAUUCCAUCCUGGAAAUCCGGGGCCCAGGGCUGCAAAUGCUGCCCAUUAACCCUUACCACGCCAAAGAGGAGUACGUGGUCCACACCAUCUUCCCCUCCAAUGGCAGCAGCCUCUGCAAGGGCACGCACACCAUUGGCUAUGGCACCACGCGGGGCUACCGUGGCGGCGGCAUCCCCGACAUAGACUAUUCCUACACAUGAUGCCCCACCCGGCAGGCCCACCCCGGCUCCCGGCUCCUCCUGGCGUGGCUACCCCGUGGCUUUGCCCAGCUUGCUGCCAUCUGACAGAGUGAGGAAAAGAAACUCCACGAUGACUUUCCCAGCAAAAAGCAAAGUUUGGGGAGGGUUGACAAUUUUCUAGAACACAACAGUGAAAAAAAAUUUUUUAAGGAUAGAAGGCAGAAGGGGGGUUUGACGUUGCUAAAGACAUAAUUUAUACCGAAUUAUGCCAGUAGAGAAGGGAAGGACUAAAAAUAAUACUGCAGGAAGGGUUGGGUCGGGUUUUUUCCCCCUGAACUGGAAAGAUACUACCUGUACAACGUCUGUGUACACCUCAUGCUCUGUUCAGGGCCGUCACAAAAGGACCAUGAGAGAGAAGCAGCCGACACGGAAGCCCCCACGCGGCUCUUGCUGCCGGCUGCUCACUGGCAAUGACGUGUGGAAGAUUUUCAGGCUCCUCACAAAGGAGAGAGGGAAGAAAAGAUCUUUUCUUUUGCUAUGGAGGUAUUGCCCUGAAGUCUCUUCCCUGGUCUUUCCAUACCAUUUCCCUUAUAGAUUUUCAGAAAUAUCACGUCAUUUACUGCGUUCUUUGAACAAUGAUGUAACCAAUUAAAAAAGAAACUUACUUUUUCCUAUAUGAAACCCUCUUCACCUCCAUGCACCACACUCCAUGGAAGCCCCAUGGAAGCUGCGGCUUUUCUGGCCACUUGGAGGUACACCUAUCAACCUAUCUCUAUGUUGUGUCUCUAAACACAGACAGGUAGAUAGAGCCACAUAGACGGUCCUGACAGUACUUCUUGGGUCAGUUCGUACAGUUUCUUGAGACAAUAGAGUCAUGAAAACGUU